GCUGAUGCUGAUGCUGCCUUCGUCGUGGAGAACGAAGCCGAGAGCAAGCAGGCUCGAGAGGAAAAGUCCGUGUCCACCGGCCAGAAUCACCUGGACACGUGCCCCGUCUGCCGUCUGAACUUUCACAGUCGCGAGCCCAAACUUCUGCCGUGUCUUCACUCCUUUUGCAAGAAAUGUCUGCCCUCCCCCUCCAGGAAUCUGGCCAUGGUAGAGCCGCCGAACUCAAGGGCUGACAGCGCGACCAAACCACUGAAUGUGAUGCGCUGCCCGGUGUGCAGGCAGGAGUGUAUGGAGGUGGAUGUGAUGGAGAACGUCUUUGUGAAGGACUCAGUUGAGGCUCCCAGCAGCACAGUGGAGAGGACAGUCCAGCUCUGUAUGACCUGUGAUGACAACACCCAAGCGGUGGGGUUUUGCGUGGACUGUGUUGAGUACCUCUGUGUCACCUGUGUGGAGGCUCACCAGAGGGUCAAGUUUACCAAAGACCACACCAUCAGACAGAAGGCAGAAGUCUCACAAGAGGUCCAAGGUGUGUCGGCUCAGAGGCCGAUGUUCUGUGACAUCCACAAACAAGAGCCGCUGAAGCUGUUCUGUGAGACCUGUGACCUGCUGACCUGCCGUGACUGCCAACUAGUAAAGCACAAGGACCACAAUUACCAGUUCCUUGAAGAUGCCUAUAAAAGCCACAAACAGCACAUGGAGAGCAUGACCCAUCAGCUGCAGGAGAAAAGGAAACUGAUUGAAGAGGUAUCAAACUCCAUAAACAAAGGACUUCUUCAGGUUGAUCAGAACCGAACGUCUGUUCAUAAUGAAAUAAAGAAAUCCAUCUGCAGUUUGAUUCUCGAGAUAAACAAGAAGGGCAAGAUGCUAGUUAAUCAACUUGAGGCUGUAACGAAGGAUCACGAGAGUGUCCUGCGAAAACAACAUGAGGACAUCGGCUAUCUAUCCAGACACCUGGACCACGUCAUCAACUUCACCAAAUGGGCCACAGCCAGGAGCGGCGGCUCGGCCCUCUUGUACUGUAAACGUUUGAUUCUGUUUCAGAUUGGAAACCUCCUGCGGGCAAAAUGUAGUACCUCGUUUAUACCACAGAGCACUGUACGCUUCCAGAGUCGAUCCUCUUAUUGGGCCUCAAAUGUUGAUCUGGGCUCUUUAGUGGUGGAGGGUGUACCAGGCCAUCAGCUGGGUGGUUUUCAGGGUAUCCCACAUCAGCUCUCCCACCCUGGGAAUGGCCCCUCAGGCUCGCCCCACAGCUUUGCCCUGGGAGGCCCCCAUAACACUCUGGCUCAGCUCCAAAUGCAGGUGGACAAGCUAAACCCGCAGGCCAACUGGCAGCCCCAACCGCCUCCUCCGCCCUGGACGUGGUACCAGAGUGUCCGACUACAGCGGACCGUCCCGGGGCCCCUGCAAGGAGGAGGCUCUCCAUCCCAGAGUAUGCCUCACCAACCAGGUCGCAGGUUUAUGGCGCCUCCUCCCAACCACGUCAGCCCAACUAGCAGCUUACCGAGCCCCGGGUUUACGCCACAGCCUCUGAGGGGGAUGGGCAGCAGCUCCACCUACCAACCCAAAGCCAUGGACGUGUUUUCCUCUUCACCUCUGUACACACAUGUAGCACCAAUGCCCAUCAAUGGUGGCGUCAGUUUGCCUCAAUCGCAACAGACGAUUGAGCCCACAUAUCUGAACAGGAGGAAUGAUCCAGGUGGUCCGGUAUAUGUGCUGAAACCAAACUAUCCCCAGAGCCUGCAACCUUCUUUGCUACACAGAAAUGUGCAAGGACAGCAGAAUUCACUCGGCUACGCUGCUGUAUCCCCAGAGGAGAAACCCGGGACCGUUACCUGGAAACCUCCAGAAGCACAGCGGCCUGGUGGAGCAGUGGGCUCGGGUGUCAAGAGAAGACGAAGAUCGUCACCAGGGCCCAUCAUCGUCAUCAAAGAUGAGCCGGACGACGACAGUAGCUACGUACAAGCCAACCAAAGAGCCAGCCUCCCCGACAGCACAGGUGACCAACCCCAAAUCAGUGCCCGCUGUGAGGGGAACAAAGUCCCGACUCCCCUUCAAAGCACAGACGACAAACCCCAAAGCCCCUCACAGCCCCCUCACAGCCCACCGGACCAGAGUAAGACUAAUGCUCCGGAUCACACCGGCUCACUGGGAGAAGAACAGCAGGUAGACCAGCACCACGCUCCGCUGGAAGACCCUCAUGAAGGCCCGUGUGCUGCGUGUCGGACUGGGGGAGAGCUGCUGUGCUGCAAUAAGUGUCCCAGGGUUUUUCACCUUUCGUGCCAUGUUCCAACUCUCCUCAAAUCUCCCAGUGGCGAAUGGUUUUGCUCUCUCUGCCGCGACCUGUUAGUGCCUGAGAUGGAGUACGACUGCAAAAGCAAAGCUGAAGCCAAAACAGUAAAGAAGGAGCCAGAUUCUGAGGGAGGAUUUUCUCCUGUGGACAAACGAAAGUGCGAGAAGCUGUUGCUGCACUUGUUUUGCAGCGGACUGAGUUCAGCCUUCCAAGGGCCCGCAUCCCCCUCGGUAUGUGCUAAUAACAGGCUCGCUAUAAAGGGGCCGCUGAAUCUUUCCGCUGUGAAAAAACGAUUGGAGGCUAAGCAGAGUCCGAGCUACCAAAGCCCUGCAGGGUUUGUAUCAGACAUCAGGCUCGUAUUUGGGAUCUGCACAGCCCUCAGCGAGGUCGACACGGAGGUCACCAUGGCGGGCAGGACCCUUAAAGAGCAGUUUGAAGAGCACCUGGGUGUCAUGUUCCCUGACCAGAGCUUUCCAGAAAUCAAACUGGAGAUGAUUCCCACUUCCCCUCCUGACUCUCAGCUCUUGUCCCUUGACAAUACAUCCCAACAUGCAAAGCGCCAGCGCACAUGUUCAGACUCCCAGGAUACACCGAUCCGUCCCAGUGGAGAGGACGGAGUAGUGUGA
Messenger RNA from Anoplopoma fimbria (sablefish), 2916 nucleotides. RefSeq names its product transcription intermediary factor 1-alpha-like. NCBI's taxonomy places the organism in Eukaryota, Metazoa, Chordata, Actinopteri, Perciformes, Anoplopomatidae. The record is from RefSeq and is a predicted model, not a curated record. Gene Ontology annotation, molecular function: zinc ion binding; protein binding. The transcript is spliced from 18 exons. The annotation marks the transcript as partial.